AUGGAGGAGGAUAAGGACGACGACGACGAAUGGAAAGAUGAGGAAUUUGAGUUCAGGCCUGAUCCGUUUAAGCGAGGACCUAUGGAUGCAGAGUCGCGGCAGGAGCAUGACGAGCUCGAACAGAGGAUGAAGCAUGAGCGUGAAGAAAUGGAUAGUGUGGUUAUGCUUCACCGUACUGAAAUGGACAUCAAGCUGAGAGAAGAGCGUGCAUCCUUGGGCCGUGCACUCAAAGGAGGAACAUGA
Miscanthus lutarioriparius is the source of this 243-nucleotide messenger RNA. NCBI's taxonomy places the organism in Eukaryota, Viridiplantae, Streptophyta, Magnoliopsida, Poales, Poaceae. The record is from the annotation of a GenBank genome assembly.